AUGGCGAACCCAUAUGAAGCGGACCCAGAUAAAAUCCCUAUAACCGACCUGUACGUUGAUGUCCCCUUUUAUGGUCGAUACUACCCAAAACCUGAUGAUUUCUGUGUUGAUCUUCGGCAUGUCAAUUCCCAGACUACAGACUCCCUGAGAUACUGGGCCUCGGUUGUUAGUCUUUGCACCGAAGAGAUACGCAUUUAUCCUGCCGAUGAAGGUGGUCGCGACGUUUUCGCUCUUGGUAGCGUGAUUGUGAAGUCCAGCCAUCUCCAUCCCCAUACACACCAGGGCGCUCCAUAUAUGGAGAUUGACUUCACAUACGCCGAUGAAAAUGAACUUCGGGCAAUUGUUUUAGCAAAAGCUGUUCUGAAGAAUGUCAAAGUUCCAGAAAUUUACUUUGCUGGCAAGGUCAACAGCCGCCAAGUCCUCAUCCAGGAAAGGCUUCCGGGGGUCGCAUUGUGUGUUGCAUGGCCGUAUCUGACCAGUGACCAGACGAAGUCCUUUAAAGAACAGGCUAGGGGGAUCCUUCGUCAACUCCAUGCCACCAAACCAACAAAGACACUUCAAGCUCGCUCUCACGUGGUACCGGACCCUAACAUACUUAAUAACGGCCGGAUUAAUCCCCUAGAGGCGAAAAUUCUUUUUGCAACCACCAAUGAUGAUACAGAUAUGAGCUUUAUGCAUAACGACUUCACUCAGCCAAACUGUAUUGUUGAUAUUGACACUAUCGUGGGGCUCAUUGAUUGGGAAAUGGCUGGGUUUUUUGGUUGGAACACUGCUGGAGAAGUCCACCGACAGAUUAGAACCCCACAACGAGAGCAUUUUGUAAAUGCCAAUUUGGAAGAGGAACAACUUCGGGAUAUGAUUUUCUAG
Penicillium verhagenii is the source of this 867-nucleotide messenger RNA. RefSeq names its product kinase-like domain-containing protein. Bases 1 to 867 code for a protein of 288 amino acids. The transcript is spliced from 2 exons. Lineage: Eukaryota; Fungi; Ascomycota; Eurotiomycetes; Eurotiales; Aspergillaceae. The record is from RefSeq and is a predicted model, not a curated record.